ACCGUGUCAGUAAUGAUAACAAGAGGCUUGCCAUGCAGACUUCAAAUGUCUCUCGAGUCUAUUCUGUCUAGAUAUUCCUUGGGGCCUCUUUUUACUUCACGCCAGUCAUCUUCCGCCGCCGUUGCGCCACCGCCGUUUGGCUGGUGGCUUGCUAGUAAUUGCUAUAAUGGAACCGCUUCCGAGGCCUCCCGCCUCUUCUCCUGAUCCUGAGCCUGAACGCUUUCUACGUCGCCCUUCGAUCGAAAUAGACCUCCGACAUCCUACUCCCGACCUCCAGACUCUCCAAGGUGCAUACAUUGCCAACGUCGAGAGGCUUGAAGACGAGGCGGAGCGCAUGAGCACGAGCGGCUCUGAGUUGGGCGAAGAGAUACGCAAGCUUCAACUGGAACAGAAGCGAUCAGACAGCCGCAGGUCUUCGUUGAGGACCGCUCCUUCAGAACGGCCUACGACAAGAUCACGGAACGCCUCGACGAGUUCUUACGGCAAUUCUAUACUAGACGUGAACAGCACAGCUCGUUGGGGAGGCUAUUCGCCGGGCGGCUUUCUUGCCUCUCCCCUUGGAUCAGUCCACUCGGGUUCCUGGUCUGUUGCUAAUAGACAGCGGUCGACGUCGAGGGCGUCGCGUCUCGGCCAGAUGUCACAGUCGAAUCUGAAAGAGGCGGCCCUUCAAGGACACCAAAUACUUCCAUCCCCCCCUUCGCUCACAUCGCCGCCCCACUCCUCUGUCACGCGACCUUUGAGCGAACACGACGAAGAGCAGGGCGAGUCUUCCACAGGGGGCUAUACACCGAGAACGCCCCUUGGUCUCCAUGUGGUGAGCGGAGGAGUGCAAGACGAUCGUGCUGCGACAAGUCCUGGAAAUGAGAGCACUGGCAGGCCUGGCUCGGCAGGCUCGGGUGACACAUAUCAACAGGCUCGUAUGCUUUUCCACGAUUUUGACGGCGCAUACGAUCACGAAAAUGACGACCAUGAUGAGCACACACAUGCAUACAAACAUGAACACUCGCGCCAACCACGGCACACGCUGAACAUUGACAGCAGCCCCAACAUACAAGCCAAAGAGGAGGUCCGUGGGGAAGCUCUUGCGCAGUUGGAAGGGCUGGAUGGCGAAGGAUUCAAGCAUGAUGCGAGCCGUUAUUCGCUGAUGCCAUCCUUGCCAGGGCCAGCCUUCGAGGCAUCUCCGCCACCAGAGGAGGGCAUGGUCUUCUACCCAGCUCCGGUGCCUCGCAUGCUAAACUUACCAAAACGGCUGUCGCACAUGCCGAAUCCCAAUCUACAAGCGAAGCGCAGGACCCAGAUGUUGAGCGGGCUGCCGGCCGAAGCCAGAAAGUCAGCAGUUUGGUUAUCAGAUCCGAAAGACAACGAUAAAGCACGCUCACCGAAAUCUCCGGAUGAAGCUCGAACGAACGCUCGUCGCAGUCAGAUGAACCUGGCAAGCCUUCCGCCGCAGUUGAGAGCGAGUGUGUUUUUCGACCACCAGCCGGUAGAGGUCGAUGUGCGGGGCGAAUCGGCGACGCAUGCGCUGGACAACAUUCUAAAUGCGUCGACGCGUGCAUCUGUUAGUGCCUUCACCGAUCACCCGUACGCGGGUCAUGUGGGUAACGAGGUGUACGGCAAGGCGGCCAUGCGCAAGAGUACAGUAGCGCUGCCUGAAAGUCCGAAAAAAGAAAACAAGAACCGGAGUUCCUGGCAAAAGCUACGCUCCGCAUCAAGCACUGAUGGACUGAACAAGUUGCAAAAGCGGAGCAGCUCUCGCUUGAGUAUGAACAUGGACAAUGAGCAGCUUGCCAGGCCCGAACAGGGCGAAGGUGAUGCUAAUUCACAUGAGGUGAUUGAGGAUCCCCACUUGAUGCAUCGGUCUGUGAAUGGAGAUAUCGAGCAAGAUCAAGAAGACGAGGCGGAAGAAGACAUUGAGCCUGAGGCUUACCACGGACCACCAACGACUCUACUCGCCGAGUUGCAGAUCAGGAAAGCACAACAGAAAACUCGCAACAGGACAGCAGCAACAGCAUUUCCGAACGGGAUGCACUCUACUCUACUUCAGAUGGAUGCUGUGGCGCAGAUCGAAAAGGACAAACGACGGACGCAGCGCGUGAAUCUAGCGUGGGAGGAUCCGGCAGCCAGAGCGGUUGAUGAACACGAUGACGACGACGACGAUGUCCCAUUGGGAAUGUUGUAUCCAGGGCGGGAUGGACUUGCGAAUAAGAACAGCAAGGAGCAACAUUCCCGCCGUGGGCAGCAUGAUCAACCGAUAGGUCUCAUUGAGAAGAGGCAAAUGGAAGACAACGAACCCCUUAGCAAGCGGAGGAACCGCAUCAAGGGCAUCGAGGAGAAGCCGGCGGCUCGCAGAAAAUCGAUACCGCUGUCUGCAGUGCAUAGUGCUGAGCAAGUUCGAGCAUCGACGCCGAUCGAGCCACGAGUAGACGAAAACGACGAGCAAGACCCGGACGAGGGUGAGACACUAGGGCAGCGACUCCGACGGCUGAAAGAUAAAGCCAAUCUGGAUUCUGCUCUGGGUGACCCGAAAGAACGUCCCCACAGUGAAGCUUUUUCGGUCGAGAUGCUUUCGCAGCUCGGCAUCCAAGAUGAGGCUACUGCAGGUUCAGAGCCGGUUGCACCAGAAGACGAAACGCUUGGGCAGCGUAGAAGGAGACUCCAAGCUGAGGCUCUGGCUCGGGGUAACACCCUGUCAGAGCUUCAGCCCAGUGGCAUGCACCUUACCGUUCCACAGGCAGCCACGACGAGACCUCCUCUCCGGACGUCUCACAGUAUGGCAGAUAUCCUGGCAGCGCACCCGACUCAUAACGCGGCACGCAAGGUGUCCAACGACAUGCUCCUGGGAUCAUUGCCUCAGGGCAGUCUUCUACACCAGAGCGAAGCCACGCGCGCGAAACAGAAGCAACAGAUCUAUGACCAGAACAGACGAGUCUCAUCAGUGGGCCUCAGUAAGCCGCUGCUCGAGGUUGGCGAGAAGGACAAAGAAUGGGACACACCGCUGGGGCUGCUCGGGGCUCAGAGCAGAGCGAAUGCGGCACGGCAAAGCUCGAUGAUGGCAAGCAUGCAUCCGACGAUAAAUGCGUCGAGCCCGAACCUCAUGCAACAUGGCAACUUCAGCCAGCCGAACAUGCCGCAAAGGAGCAUCAACAUGAGUAUGCCCCAUCUCGGCUACGGCUACCCCCAGGCUGCACAGCCAGGCAUGCCAAUGAUGGACCCGUAUGCGAUGCAGCAGAUGCAGAUGUUCUGGCAACAACAGCAACAGCAACAACAGCAGCAGCAGCAGAUGAUGCAGAUGGGCGGGAUGAACGUCCCACACUAUGCGGCGGGAAUGAAUAUGGGCAUGCCGAUGGGCAUGCCAAUGGGGAUGCCGAUGGGAAUGGGAUAUGGAGCGACUGGACGACCGCAUCAGAUGACUCAAGAAGAGGUCGCCGCCAUGGAUCCGAAGCAGAGGGACAUGAUUGACCGGUGGAGGCAAGACGUUGCGUGAUGGAUACCCGCCCUCUUCAACACAAUAGACACAUACAUCACUGUACAAUACUAGCGAUUUGCAUGCCGAGGCGCUUCUCAUACGGCCAUCAGCAUAUACCGGCGUUCUUUUUUUGCUCAGUCGACUCGCCGGACAGAGCAUCGCUUUGCCGGGUACAUAGCCAUCAGAGGUAUCAGACAAAUAUUAGACAGGACCAUCAUUCUGGC
This is a messenger RNA of Pseudovirgaria hyperparasitica, 3690 nucleotides long. RefSeq lists its product as uncharacterized. Lineage: Eukaryota; Fungi; Ascomycota; Dothideomycetes; Acrospermales; Acrospermaceae. The record is from RefSeq and is a predicted model, not a curated record. The transcript has a single exon. Bases 167 to 3484 code for a protein of 1105 amino acids.